Messenger RNA from Corythoichthys intestinalis (scribbled pipefish), 1863 nucleotides. RefSeq names its product cytochrome P450 7B1 (gene cyp7b1). The transcript has 6 exons. Gene Ontology annotation, biological process: bile acid biosynthetic process; cholesterol homeostasis. Lineage: Eukaryota; Metazoa; Chordata; Actinopteri; Syngnathiformes; Syngnathidae. Bases 216 to 1694 code for a protein of 492 amino acids. Gene Ontology annotation, molecular function: oxidoreductase activity, acting on paired donors, with incorporation or reduction of molecular oxygen; iron ion binding; steroid hydroxylase activity. The record is from RefSeq and is a predicted model, not a curated record.
CUUGAAAACAUAGGAAUGUGAGUCUUUCUUUUGUUUAGGCUCCAGUCCAGCACAGGCACGCUUGUAGCCCUCGCUUGAAUGCUAAUGCCGCACUUUGAUUUGGAACUUUGAACGCAGUCACAGUUUCCGUUGCAGCGUCGAGUUUCGAGGCCAGUCACCCGGAAGUGACGUAGUUCACGCCCCUCCGAGACUUUUGUUGACAGAUACGCGCGAAGAUGUUCCUGACUUUGGCGUGCGCGCUCCUGCUUGCGCUUCUUGUCUUCGGCCGCCGUCGGAAAAGACGCCCCGGCGAACCCCCGCUGAUCAAUGGCUGGAUUCCGUUUGUGGGGAAAGCGCUGGAGUUCAGGAAAGACGCUCGAAAGUUCCUGGAGGAGCAGCAGAGGAACUUUGGAGAUGUUUUCACUGUUCUCAUCGCAGGUCGCUACAUGACCUUCGUCAUGAAUCCCCUGAUAUAUCCCAGCGUCAUCAAACAUGGCCGGCAGCUGGACUUCCACGAGUUCACCAAAAAGGCGGCGCCGGCGGCCUUCGGAUACCCGCCGUUGAUAGAGAGCCGCUUCCCGGGCCUGGCCGAGCAGAUCCAUCGCUCCUUCCGUCUCCUCCACGGCGAGAACCUGGCGCCGCUGACGCAAAGCAUGAUGGCCAACCUCCUGACGCUCUUCCGUCAGGACCACCUGGACCCGGACGGCGCCUGGAGAACAUGCGGUCUGUACGACUUCUGCAUGCGCGUUAUGUUCGAGGCCACCCUCGCCACCGUGUACGGCCGGCCGGUGGAGGGCCGGAGAGGCGCCGAUGCGGCAGCGCUGAGGGCCGACUUCGAGCGCUUCGACGACGUCUUCCCGCUGCUGAUCGCCGGCGUUCCCGCCUGGCUACUGGGCAGCGUGCGGCGCGUGCGUGAGCAGCUGAUCCAGUACUUUUUGCCGCAAGGGUUGUCCCGCCGGGCGGACAUCUCCAACUUUGUCCGGCGCCGUGCCUGGCUCUUGGAGCAGCACCCGCGAAUGAGCGACGUCAACAAAGCAGCGCACCACUUCGCAAUGUUGUGGGCGUCAGUGGCUAACACGGCGCCGGCCACCUUCUGGGUGGCGUACCACCUCCUGCGGCAGCCGGAGGCGUUGGACGCCGUUCGACGGGAAAUCCUCCAGGUCCUGGAGCUCGACGAACACGAGGACUUGCGCGCCGACGCUGACGUGGAGCUCGACACGGAUCGGCUGGACCGAAUGAUUCUACUAGAGAGCGCCAUUCACGAGACUCUGCGUCUGUCGUCGGCAUCCAUCAAUAUACGGGUGGCUCAAGAGGACUUUAGUCUGCGUGUGGACUCCUCGCGCAGCGUUGCGUUGAGACGCGGUGACAUCCUGGCGUUGUACCCGCAGAGCAUGCACAUGGACGCCGAUAUCUACGACGACCCGGAGACAUUUCGCUUCGACCGCUUUGCACACCAGACAGAGUUCUUCAAGGAUGGCCAAAAGCUUCACCACUACUUGAUGCCGUUCGGUUCCGGGGCAUCCAUCUGUCCCGGGCGCUUUUUCGCCGUCAACGAGAUCAAACAGUUCGUCUGUCUGCUACUGCUCUACUUUGACCUGGGCCUAGAAGAGGGGCAGACCCAUGCCAGACUCGACGCCAGUCGCGCCGGCCUGGGCAUCCUGCGGCCCGACCGCGAUGUGCUAUUCCGCUACCGCCUGCGUGGCGCUGCCCGUUAAGCGUCUUCAGUUAGUGACAGCAAAAUACAAUAUCAGGCUUCAAGUGGCAAAAUGUCUUGUUUACAAUUAAGGAUGUGACUGUAUCACUGGUAGAUAUCAAUCCAAUCCAUUUAAAAUGGAUUGGAUGUCUAGUGACUUCAAUGGCAGCAGAAAUAACAAUAAAGUUUUU